UCAAAUGGGACUUUCUAACAUCUGAAUCUUAUAAUAAUUUAAUGGCCGUCUCCUUUUAUUCUCGACAGCUUGUUGGGUGUGAGGUAGUUUCAGUUUCAGCUAUGACAUCGCAUGUGGAUUUGAUCUUACCACCACCAGAUAAUUUAUCAUCUGUCUUUCAUUUGGAGAAUGGAUGCUCAGGAGUAUUUGUAAUGGUUGUCUCCUCCAGAUCCCCCAAGAUCUUGUGGCGAGUUGUUGGCACGAAUGGAACCCUUCAAAUUGAGCGAGGAUUCCAAGGACAACACGGAUACCUGGUUUCAUUAUAUGAUGCUAAUGGACAAUGCAAAAGCUCAUUUUUCCCAUUCAGUGGAGUAACUGAAGAAUUAAAAGCUUUUUUUAAUGAUGUUUCUGAAAACACCCUCAAGAAGGGUAGUCAGUUUGUACCCGAGCACCGCCUCUCUUUUGUCGAGGGUGCGAGAGACGUUGCUCUUUUAGAGGCAAUGCUUAAAUCUGGAUCAAGGCAGGGCAAGCAAGUUCAAGUGAAAAAGUUUUGAGGAAUAUAC
Lathyrus oleraceus (garden pea) is the source of this 542-nucleotide messenger RNA. RefSeq lists its product as uncharacterized. The record is from RefSeq and is a predicted model, not a curated record. The transcript has 5 exons. Lineage: Eukaryota; Viridiplantae; Streptophyta; Magnoliopsida; Fabales; Fabaceae. Gene Ontology annotation, biological process: NADPH regeneration. The coding region runs from base 42 to 533 and encodes 163 amino acids. Gene Ontology annotation, molecular function: oxidoreductase activity. Gene Ontology annotation, cellular component: cytoplasm.